Ipomoea nil (Japanese morning glory) is the source of this 375-nucleotide messenger RNA. RefSeq lists its product as uncharacterized. NCBI's taxonomy places the organism in Eukaryota, Viridiplantae, Streptophyta, Magnoliopsida, Solanales, Convolvulaceae. Bases 1 to 375 code for a protein of 124 amino acids. The transcript has a single exon. The record is from RefSeq and is a predicted model, not a curated record.
AUGGUUGGGGAUAAAGUUUGGCUGAAAGUAUCUCCCACCCGGGGAGUGAUGAGGUUUGGAAGGAAGGGCAAGCUGAGCCCCCGAUUCAUAGGACCUUAUGAGAUACUCGAGAGGGUUCGGAAUUUGGCUUACCGGUUAGCUUUACCUAUGGAGUUGGAGCGAGUGCAUAAUGUUUUUCAUGUGUCCCAGCUUAAGAAGUAUGUUCAUGACCCGACACACGUUCUACCACCGGAAGUGAUUCCUUUGGACGAUGAUAUGUCUUAUGAAGAGAGGGCGCUCAAAAUUCUAGAUUUUAAGACUCGGGAUACGCGUAGAAAGUCAGUAAAGAUGGUGAAGGUUUGGUGGUCGCAUCACGGUGUAGAAGAAGCUACUUAG